CAGCACGCCAAGCGGCAUGCGAUGGGCCCGAUUUGGGGGGCCAUAGGGCCGACCGUGGCGGACGCCCUGGAGGGGCCAUAGCAUGCUGGGAAGGUUUUCGGGCUUUGGAGACGGGGAGAUGGCGACUUGUGGCCAUGAUACCCACCGCCCCCGAGACCAUGCGCUGGGGGCUUGCAGUUAAUUAAGAAAGCCGCUAUGACCUCCUCACUACCGCCGCGGACGCGGCUGCUAUUGGUAGUAAAAGCAUGAGCACGAAGAUGGCAGCGCAGACACUCAAAGCAAUUGCCCGAAAAGAAACCUUCGAAAAGUUUUCAAGUGGAGCGGUCAAGAGCUUUGCCGGCGACUUUUGGAUGGCUCUAAAAAGUGUGCCCGCGCUAUCUGGUUCCGCAAAUGGUCUCCAAGUGCUAACGUCGCAUUUCCAUGAGCCUGGCGGGCUCGGGACGUGGAUGCGCAAAGAGCUGCAAGUGCAUUUGAUCGAGAUGGUCGCGGAGCAAGUUCUACAUUACAGUUUUCGAAGAAAACGAUGCGCACGAUGAAGCUCUGCGCAAGGUUUUUGAAAAGCCGGACAACGUCGGCGAGACGCACGCCCCGCGGGGGCACAGCAGACGCGACAAACAUGAAGCGCUAGCAAAACACAGAGGCAAGCGGGGCGAUCGACAUCAUGAGAGGAAAGAAAGCAGAGCUUCGGGCGGAGCGUGGUCCCAACACCUCAAGACGGCCCAUGUGCACAAGACGACAAGCAGCGCGAAGUUUACAUUUUACAAUGAGGUCAAAGAUUGCCCCAAGCCCGGCACCCCAGCCCCCGACGCGGAUGCAAUUCCAAUUUUUUGCUUUAAGCCGUUGUACAAAAAGGAAGGCGGCGUCCGAAUCAACCAACUCCGUAUUCGCGCUCCCGACGGGAACGCGCGUAAUGCGCUCACGAUCCCCAAUAAGCUCCUCACUGAAGCGCACAAUCUACUUCACAAAGACCAUCUGGGCACGACGUUGCUGA
Molecule: messenger RNA, 991 nt
Organism: Amoebophrya sp. A120
Lineage: Eukaryota; Dinophyceae; Syndiniales; Amoebophryaceae
Source: the annotation of a GenBank genome assembly